UCCCUCCCUCUCUUUCUCUACCGACUCCCGCUCCUGCUUUCUCUCACCCCGAUGCUACAUUCCCGUGUCGAUUCGCUGCCUCCCCGGCCCCUUCGCUACCCACCCCAAAUCGAGCCGCCUCUCCCCUUCGUUUUCCUCCGACUCUCUCGCCUAACAGAGAGGAGGGGUCGGUCCCGUGCUCGGCUUGGCUCCACGGAUUUCCGGCCUGUUGGAGCCUGUCGGGCGAUUCCGAACCGGAGGUGGAGUGCUUUUUGAUGGUGUUCUUCGAUGGAGGAGGCAGGGAGAGAGAGGGACAGGACGGUGGCGGUGGUGGUGGAGGAUACCAGCGCGGCCACUAAGGAUGCAGCUGCUGCUGUAAGCACAAAGCCCGCUAAGAGAUAUCCGCUCGCAUUAUGGAUAGCCAUAUUGGGCCUGAUCAUGCUUGUGGGCGUGUACAUAUUCUCGUUGUCCCUGAAGCAAAACGGGAUGCUGUUCGGCCUCAUGCAGGCGAACAUGAUAGAAAAGGAAAGGGAGAAGCCUUGUCAUGAUCCCAGGAUCCCAGACACAGAAAUCCCUUACGUGCACUACCCAACGCCAAAUACUUAUGAUAGGGAAGAAUGUGCGUGCACGGGGGUUAGGUUCUUUGCUAUCUUGUCAAUGCAGAGGUCGGGGAGCGGAUGGGUUGAGACGUUGUUGAAUAGCCAUCCAAAUAUUAGCUCCAAUGGAGAGAUAUUCUCUGUCAAAGAAAGACGCAGUAACGUCACUGCGAUAACGAAAACGCUUGAUAAAUUAUACAAUCUGGAUUGGUACAGCAGUGCUGCUAAGAAUGAGUGCACUGCUGCUGUGGGGUUGAAGUGGAUGCUCAAUCAGGGUUUAAUGAAGCACCAUCAAGAGAUGGUCAAAUACUUCAACCGAAGGGGUGUGUCUGCAAUUUUUCUAUUAAGAAGAAAUCUUCUCCAGCGCUAUGUCUCUAUAUUAGCAAAUGCCCAUGAUAGCGCCAUGAAACAACUAAAUGGAACUCAUAAAGCUCAUGUGCACUCCAAAGAUGAGGCUGAAAUUCUUGCACAGUAUAAACCAACAAUUGACAGAAAAAUGUUGAUUACUGAACUAAAGCGGUCUGAUAAAUUGGCAUCUGAUGCCUUGGUGAAUUUCAAGAACACCAGGCAUAUUGUUCUGUACUAUGAGGAUGUUGUCAGGAAUCGCACUAAGCUCAUGGAUGUCCUGGAUUUUCUGAGAAUGCCCAAGAGGAAGCUUUCCAGUCGGCAUGUGAAAAUCCAUACUAAACAAUUGUGUGAUCAUAUUGAUAACUGGGCAGAUGUUAAUAACGCUUUGAUGGGGACACGGUUUGAGAGCUUUUUGAAUGGCUCAAGCAGACGACGUAGCUAGUUGGUGUAAAUUCUGUAGUGAGUCUUCCUUUUGACCCCUUGUUCUCCCCUUCUAUAGCUAAGAGAGUUAGGCAAUUAGGCAAUUUUGGAUACCAGCAGCUACUCCAAAGGGAUUGUUCAUUUCUCGUCUACUUUGUAGCAUGUAUAGAAUUUAAUUGAUCAAGUUAAUAGGAGCCAAUCCAUUAACCAAUGUGGUCCCUUGUCUAGAGUCCAUACAAACGGAUUGCUUGUUCUUUCUUGUUUUGACA
Messenger RNA from Panicum virgatum (switchgrass), 1612 nucleotides. RefSeq names its product nodulation protein H-like. The transcript has 6 exons. The record is from RefSeq and is a predicted model, not a curated record. Bases 268 to 1365 code for a protein of 365 amino acids. NCBI's taxonomy places the organism in Eukaryota, Viridiplantae, Streptophyta, Magnoliopsida, Poales, Poaceae.